GCUCGACAAAGAUGGCGCCGUCCAAGUCGGGUGAACUGCUAGCGCGCGUGAAUUUUCCGCUGUAUUCGCUGAACGUACUCACCGAAAGGCACAUCUUGGUCACCGGAGGCGGCGGCAAAUCUAGGACCGGCAUCCCCAACAAAAUCGAGAUCUACGAGCUGGUCCCAACCGACAAGACAUGCAAGGCAGAGCCAGUGACACGCCACCUGACUGGCGACUGCGCCAUCAUGAACUCCACAGUUUUCUUUCACAAGACCAAGCGGGACUUUGCUCUGGCCGCCGGGCACGACGAGCACUGUCAACUGUACCGCAUGCGCUACUGCCUCCUCGAAGACAGCCACGACGAUGACAAGGACACGCCAGACGCCCGCAGCGACAGAGAAAGAAGAGGCUCCUCUUCAGCAGUCCGCCGGAGACGCAAGUCUGACUCCCUGUCAUCGUCGACUGGCGGAGCAGAGCGCGGCGAAGGGGACAAGCCACAGAAGGUGGAAAAUGGCGGCCCCACCGGCCUAGCCGCAGAGCCGGAGACGACCAAGCCUGACUCCAAUGCCAACAGUGUACGGAUCGGCUUCUCUCUCCAGCCGGAAACGAGCUUCCAGACAGACUUCAGUCCGAAGGAAGAGCCCUUCCAGAAGGUGGUGCGCUUCGCACCCGAAGCGGAGCUGCUCUUCACUGGAGGAGCAGACGGAUGUCUACGAGCCUGGAAGUAUCCACAAUUUAACAUGGAGUAUGAAGUCAAGGCUCACACUGAUGAAUUGGAUGACCUCUGCAUCAGCCCUACAGAAAGCAUGGUGGUGACGGUGUCACGCGACGGUCACGGGUACGUCUGGGAACUCAAGGACGGCAAGAAGGUGUGCGAGCUGGCGUUCUCGGCACCCGGCAGAAGCGCCGAGAAGUACCUGUUCAGGGCGUGCAGGUUUGGCAUUGUGGAAGGGGACCGGAGCAACCACCGGCUCUUCACGAUAUCCAACGCGGCAGUGCGCAAGAAGCCGCCCUCUCCCUGCUACCUCGUCAAGUGGGACGCCCGCAAGUUUGUCCCAGAGAAAGUUCAGGCCACGGGUCCUGACAUGCUGUCCUCGCUGGCUGUAAGCGAGGACGGAAGAUUUGUCGGUGUUGGCCACCUGUCCGGAGCCGUGGAAGUCUACAUAGCUUUCAGCCUCCAGCGGCUGUACCGGGCCGAGCACGCCCACAACAUCUUUGUGACGGGUCUGGAGUUCCUCAAGUCGUGCGACGAGACGCGGCGCCUGGCGGGGAACUACGACGCCUCCCUCAUCAGCAUCUCGGUGGACAACCACAUUGUGGCGCACCACAUACCUUUCCCAGCGACUAUGGGAAUGAUGGGCCUGUUUGCCAUGUUCGUCGGAGUGCUGCUCAUGAUCUACCUGCUCAUGGACUUUCUCGGACUCUAAAUCCGACGCCCCGUCGGAACAUCCCAGCAAACACCGGUGCACCACGAGAGGGGAAGGUUCCGGAACGACCACAGUCCAACGUUUCUCACAUUCCAACGUCUCACCGCUUUGCCGCCGAGCGUACCGACGACAUAGAUACAAAGACUUCUUCGCCGAGAACUUGUCGGGAGACAAGGGAAAAGUGACGAACAGCAGCAGCUUGCACCACGAAUUGUUUCGAGCCCGGUAGUCGGCCAUGCGAGCUCAUCCUUGCUCCCCACUUUCUCGCGGGGGGGGAGGAAGAAUUUGCGAUAGAAGCCGGAGCAUGCACAAACAUCUGCUUCUAUAUCGCACUGCUCUUAUGACACGUCGUCUCGACAAAUAUACAGCGUUUGUUUGAAGGACUUUUUGUUUUAGGAAUUUUUUUGUGGUUUUAAACUAGGGUACUCCACUCCGCUUAGGGGUAGCUUUUUUUUCGUUGCGCACGUGUUUGUCAUGCCAGCAUACUUUGCUGCGAGCGGACGCAAUGCCCACGCACAAUAGACUUCGUGUAAGCUUUGGCGCGAAUACAUUGUGCUUCGACGUGAAGCACAGGGUGUUUACGCUAAAACUCGUAAGGUGUGGAUGCCUCCCCUCCUGCACCUACUCUUUCUCUUUCACCUCUGUGUCCUUUAAGAGUUUGUUCCGCUCCUUUCAAACAGAAAGAAGAGAGCAGCUCCCAUAUAACGAAGCCUUCAUGCAAGAAAUUUUGCCGUCACUAAAGAAGACCCAUGUAAUGCACAGCUUGGAUACGAGUUCUGCAUCAGCAUUCGGCUGGAAUUCGUGCUCGAUCGACGAGAAUGUCUCAGCUGAACGCUGAUGCAGCAGUCGUGUCAAAUCUGUACCCCGCUUCGGCGUUUUUUAGGCUGCGACAAACAUUCAGCGCAAUGGCUUCGUUAUCUGGAAGGUGUCGGGCAUGUUUUUCUUUUUUGCUCUUCUCCUUUCUACCCUCUCAGUUUGGGGGGGGGGGGGGGGGAGAGAGGGAGGGGAAGGGGGCGAUUUUCUGCCCUGCAGAAAAUUUGGGCACUUCAUUUCCUUGCAGGGGCACGCCAGCCAAAAAUUUUCAUGGUUUGUUUUUAUUCCAAUACCCCAUAGUGGAUGACGUUUCUGAACAAUGUGACAAGCGUAUUUAUGAAAGCUGACCUCAGCAUCCUUGUAUAGGAGGGAUUUGAGCUGCUGCACCUAUAGAACUGGCAUUGUUCCGUGAAUAAACGAAAUCUCGGUCCAUUUA
Ixodes scapularis (black-legged tick) is the source of this 2658-nucleotide messenger RNA. RefSeq names its product prolactin regulatory element-binding protein. NCBI's taxonomy places the organism in Eukaryota, Metazoa, Arthropoda, Arachnida, Ixodida, Ixodidae. Gene Ontology annotation, biological process: protein secretion. The coding region runs from base 12 to 1409 and encodes 465 amino acids. The transcript is spliced from 9 exons. Gene Ontology annotation, cellular component: endoplasmic reticulum membrane. Gene Ontology annotation, molecular function: protein binding; guanyl-nucleotide exchange factor activity; GTPase activator activity. The record is from RefSeq and is a predicted model, not a curated record.